This is a messenger RNA of Thamnophis elegans (Western terrestrial garter snake), 6680 nucleotides long. RefSeq names its product nuclear receptor binding SET domain protein 2 (gene NSD2). Gene Ontology annotation, cellular component: nucleus; chromatin. The record is from RefSeq and is a predicted model, not a curated record. NCBI's taxonomy places the organism in Eukaryota, Metazoa, Chordata, Lepidosauria, Squamata, Natricidae. Gene Ontology annotation, molecular function: protein binding; histone H3K36 methyltransferase activity. The transcript is spliced from 23 exons. Gene Ontology annotation, biological process: regulation of DNA-templated transcription. The coding region runs from base 146 to 4306 and encodes 1386 amino acids.
GAGAGGCAGCCGGAGCAGCGGCACCCCCAGCCCGGCCCAGCGCCAGGCGGCCCCCCGACCCUCCCUCCACCCGCCCGUCGGGCAGGAGGGCAGCAGCGGCGGCGGCAGGAGCGGCAGAAAUACCAAUAAACUGGAAACCUCCGCGAUGGAUUUCAAAAGUAACUCGCUGUUGCUCCCCAAGAAAGGUGCCAACCACAUCAAAAUGAAGCCGGUCCCCGAGAUCCUGGGGGGUCCCACCGGAAAGCCGCCCAGCUGCGAAGUGAGCCGGGAGUGUUCUGUUUACCUGGGCAAGACCCACCUUUCCGCCACACUACAGGACGAUGUCAUGCCGAAAUACAACGGCCGCGACACCCUGCCCUUCAUCCCCGUGGAGAAGCUCCAGGACCUGACCUCCCGCGUCUUCAACGGGGAAUCGGGGGCGCAGGAGGCCAAGCUGCGAUUCGAGCCUCAGGAAGUCAGGGAAGCCGCCACGCCCCCCAACACUACGCCGGCCAAGAACGGCUCGCCGGAAAUCAAACUGAAAAUCACUAAGACGUACAUGAACGGGAAGCCCCUCUUUGAGUCCUCCAUUUGUGGCGACAGCGUGCUGGAGGUCGCUCAGGCGGAGCCAAAUCCGGGAAGCAAGGAGAAGAGGAGCAGGAAGAGGAGCAUCAAGUACGACUCCCUGCUGGAGCGAGGAUUCGUGGAAGCGGCUCUGUUGUCCAGUUCGUCCGGUUCCUCUGACGAAAAGAUCUCUGCUGAGGAAGAGGAGGAAGAAGAGGAGGAAGAAGAAGAAGGGUCUUCUCUGGUGGCCGGGAAGGAGGAGAAGACGCUCCUGCUGAAGUACAGCGUGGGAGACGUGGUCUGGUCCAAGGUGUCUGGAUACCCCUGGUGGCCCUGCAUGAUCUCCACAGACCCCCUCCUCCAUACCUUCACCAAGCUCAAUGGGCAGAAAAAGAGUUUCCGCCAGUUUCACGUACAGUUUUUUGGGGAUGCGCCAGAACGAGCCUGGGUGUUUGAAAAGAGCCUGGUCGCCUUCAAAGGGGAGGAGCAGUUUGAGCAACUGUGCCAGGAAAGUGCCAAGCAGUCGACUAACAAAGCAGAGAAAAUAAAGAUGCUCAAGCCGGUUUCGGGAAAGCUGCGUCCCCAGUGGGAGAUGGGGCUCAAGCAGUCCAAAGACGCCCUCUCCAUGGGCCUGGAGGAAAGGAAAGCGAAGUACACUUUCAUUUACAUCCGGGGCAGGCCGGUCCUCAACCCCCAGGUGGCGAAGGAAGCCGGACUGGCGGUGAAGUCGUUGGAAGAGAUGGAUAAGAUUUACUCGGACGAAGACCUUUCGCAGAGUCUGAAGUCCAGCAAAGAAUACGACGUCCCGGCCAAAAGGGGGAGAAGGACCAAGGCGCUUUGCACGAGGGAAUCGGACGACUUCGCCCCCAAGGCCGUCCCGAGCACCCCUCCCGAAAGGAACCCGGAGGAGAGAGGCGCGGGGGGCUCCCCUUUCGGGAGGAAGAAAGUGAUUCCCUACGCUCCCCGGAGUCGGAAAAGCGACGGAGUCCCUCAGUUCCUGGUCUUUUGCCAGAAGCACCGAGAUGAGGUGGUGGCUGAGCAUCCUGACGCUUCCUGCGACGAAAUCGAGGAGCUGCUGGAGUCACAGUGGAACAUGCUUAGUGAAAAACAGAAAACACGCUAUAACACAAAAUUUGCCCUAGUGACCUCUCCCAAAUGUGAAGAAGACACUGGUUCAGCCCAGCGGAGUUUGACCAAGGCCAAACCUAAAGCCUUUCAAGGAUCACGUAAAAGAAGAUCAAGAUCCAGAAGUAACUUAUAUGGAAAUAAAAGGAAACCUGUAAAGAGGACAAGGAAACCCACGGAAGAUUUUGAAGGUCAAGAAGCCCCCAGGAAAAGGCUGAGGAUGAUGGAUAAGAAGAAGGAUCAGAAGAAGGAGAGGAGCAAUGACAAAACCGCGAAAACAAACUCUGCUAAAGUCACAGAAACCUCACAAAAGAAGCAGUCAGGCCUGUCCGAUGCCUGCAAGCCACUGAAGAAACGGAAUCGGGCCUCGGGACCAGAAUCUUCGCAUCUCCCUUAUAGCAAAAGUUCGUCUCCUUCCGCGUCCCUAACUGAGAACGAGAUUUCAGAUGGCCCAGGGGACGAAAGAUCAGAGUCUCCCUACGAAAGCGCCGACGAGGGACUUGGCGAGGCCUCCCAGCUCUCCAAGAAGUCCGACCGAGGGGCCACAGCCAGGAAGGAGUUUGUUUGUCAGGUCUGUGAGAAGCCCGGGGAAGUGAUGCUGUGUGAGGGACGCUGUCUUGGGGCCUUCCAUGCCAGCUGCAGCGGCCUCUCCGGGAGGCCCAAAGGACGCUUCGUGUGCGGCGAGUGCACCUCAGGGAUCCACACGUGUUUCGUGUGCAAGGAGAAGCAAUUGGAAGUUAAGCGCUGCAUCGUCUCUCACUGCGGGAAGUUUUACCACGAAGCCUGUGUGAAAAAGUUUCCCCUCACCAUGGUGGAAAACCGGGGCUUUCGGUGCCCCCUGCACAGCUGCGAGAGUUGCCACGUGGCGAAUCCUUCCAACCCCAAAGUAUCUAAAGGCAAAAUGAUACGCUGCGUUCGCUGUCCGGUGGCUUACCACGCAGGAGACAAUUGUGUGGCGGCUGGUUGUGCGAUGCUUUCCUCCAGCACCAUUGUGUGUACCAACCACUUCACUGCCACCAAAGGGAAAAGCCACCAUGCCCACGUGAACGUCAGCUGGUGUUUUGUCUGCUCAAAAGGGGGGAGCCUGUUGUGUUGUGAGUCUUGUCCCGCUGCGUUCCAUCCCGACUGUUUAAACAUUGAAAUGCCGGACGGAAGCUGGUUUUGCAACGACUGCAAAGCGGGGAAGAAAAUCCAUUUCCAAGAUAUUAUUUGGGUCAAACUGGGAAAUUACAGGUGGUGGCCGGCCGAAGUCUGCCAUCCCAAAAACGUGCCCCCAAACAUCCAGAAGAUGAAGCACGAGAUUGGAGAGUUCCCCGUCUUCUUCUUUGGCUCCAAGGACUACUACUGGACCCACCAGGCUCGAGUCUUCCCCUACAUGGAAGGAGACCGGGGAAGUCGAUACCAGGCCAUUAAAGGGAUCGGAAAAGUCUUCAAAAACGCUUUGCAAGACGCGGAAACACGCUUCCGAGAGAUAAAAUUUCAACGGGAAGCCAAGGAAACGCAAGAAAAUGAACGCAAACCUCCCCCUUACAAGCAUAUCAAGGUCAACAAGCCCUUCGGGAGGGUCCAGAUCUACACGGCGGACAUUUCGGAGAUCCCCAAGUGCAACUGCAAACCCUCCGAUGAAAACCCCUGCGGCCUCGACUCCGAGUGCCUCAACCGGAUGCUGAUGUACGAGUGCCACCCGCAGGUCUGCCCGGCCGGGGAGCGCUGCCAGAACCAGUGCUUCACCAAGCGCCAGUACCCCGAGACCAAGACCAUCCGCACGGAGGGCAAAGGCUGGGGCUUAGUCGCCAAGAGGGACAUCAAAAAGGGUGAGUUCGUGAACGAGUAUGUUGGGGAGGUGAUUGACGAAGGAGAAUGCAUGGCGAGAAUCAAAUAUGCUCAUGAAAACGACAUCACGCACUUUUAUAUGCUCACCAUCGAUAAGGACCGCAUCAUCGACGCUGGGCCGAAAGGGAACUAUUCUCGCUUUAUGAAUCACAGCUGCCAGCCCAACUGCGAGACCCUGAAAUGGACGGUGCAUGGAGACACACGCGUGGGCCUGUUCGCCGUCUGCGACAUUCCUGCAGGGACAGAACUAACCUUCAACUACAACCUUGACUGCCUCGGCAAUGAAAAGACGGCGUGUAAAUGUGGUGCUCCGAACUGCAGCGGCUUCCUGGGAGACAGACCAAAGAAUUCAUCCUCCAACGCCUCGGAAGAGAAAGGAAAGAAGGCCAAAAGAAGAGCAAGAAGGCGUAAAACGAAAAGUGAAGCCAGGAAGAAAACAGAGGAUUACUGUUUCCGCUGUGGGGACGGAGGGCAGCUUGUCCUGUGUGACCGCAAGUCUUGCACCAAGGCCUAUCACCUCUCCUGCCUUGAUUUGGUAAAGCGUCCUUUCGGCAAAUGGGAAUGCCCCUGGCAUCACUGCGACGUCUGUGGCAAGCCCUCAGUUUCCUUCUGCCACUUCUGUCCCAAUUCCUUCUGCAAGGACCACCAGGAGGAGGCGGAACUGGAGUGCAACUGGAGCGGACAGUUGUUUUGCCCCGACCACAGCGGGGAGAAUUUUGCGGAGAAGAAAGCCAGGCGGCCUCCUAGGAAACUUGCUUCCCUCAAAUGCAAACGGCAAACGAACAAGUGGAAGAAGCGGACAUAAUAUUGAGAGGAAACAACUCUCCCCACCAGUCCCGCUUGCCCAAGGUUGUCUUGUAAAUAAGUUGUGAAUAGGGUCAGGGAAGGACACAUUUUCACACGUCUUGCGCAAGAACCGGGGCUGGGAAGGGGGGAGGGGAGCGAUUUUUAAACCCACUGAGCCAACCGGCGGGCAAGGCGCCUGCCGCAGCUGCACUGAUCAUGACCUCUGGCCUGCCAGGUUCAGACGUUUCAGGACAAACCAGGUUUUUCUCUCCAGAAAUAAUGAGAAUACUUGAACUGUUAGGAAUGAAAACAGUUCUUCUUCCCCGCCUCCUCAGCGGAGGUGUGUUGAUAUCCGACCGGCGACGGUGUCUGUGGACAGGUCUCCUCGUAGCUUUUGGAAUAGUAGCCGCCGUCCCCGCUCGGAAGCCUUUGGGUAGAGGGCGAGAGGCGGACCUCGACUAGCUUUGGAAGCCCAAUGUGGGGAGGAGACCCGCUUGACGGGAUCGCAUUAAAUAAGAAGGGGGGAGGGCGGGGGAGGUGUCGUGCCAUGGCUUUUGAUUUUGUUGUUUUAAUUGUGAUAACCUUCUGUCAAGACAAGGGAGCAGCGGACCUCUUGAACCCCGGGGCAAGCUCCGGAAGGAGGCUCCGGCCCACCUGUGCCUCAGGUCAACUCUUAGUUCCAAGAAGAAGAAGAAAAGAAAACUUGGAUUACCAGUGUCCUCUUUUAAAUGGAUAUUAAAAAUCUGUGCCCAAUUUUUUAGAUCGUGUUUGCAUAAUAAAAGUAUUUCCAAAUCAAAGCCACUUGAGGUCUCCUUUGAGAAGCAGGAAGGAAUAAAGCCACGCUGGAAGCCAAACGAACUCUUCCGGAACAGUCUUCCCUUUUGCCCCCAUCCGUCUUCUGGCUAAAAGCGAGAUUUGAAACCCGACAGACGGGCAUUUUGAAGGACCGGGAAGGAGGUGAAAUAGGAUAACCGUCCCUGUCCUCCCAAGCGGCUCCUCGUUGCUUCUCCUUUCGGAAGCCCUUGUGGGGGUUCCUUUUUCUCCAGGGGCCCCGACGGGAUCCAGGCCCUUCCUUCCUUCCACCUGCUCCCCCUCCUCUCUCCCCCAGCUGAAUCUCCAUUGUUGGUGGACUCAGCAGUCAUGAAAUGGUUAACUCCGUUCUCAUCCAGUGGGAUUUGAGUCUGAAGAUUUGCAAAUCCCGCUUUCUUCACUGGCCUCACCAGCUUUCUUAGACUCCCUGUUUCAAGGGAUAACCUGCUACUCUAGUUCUCUAGCUAUAAGAAACCCCCCCCCAAAAAAAACAUCCUUUCUUCACUGAUUUCUCCCCUGACUUCUUUUAAUCUAAAGCAGCAAGGCCACAGGAGCCUUGCAGACGUGAGGGCUUUGCUGUGGGGUGCUUUCUGCUCCCCCUCCUCCAUUUCAGACCUUAUUUGGGGGGGUGAGCUCUGGAGGCGUCGGGAAGUCCCAGGUGUGUGUGGGGGGGUGUCUCUCUGGCUCAGCCUUCGCCCCACGCGGCUGCUAGAGCUGCCAGUGAAAUUUCUCUUCAGGCAGCCGCCAUUUUGAAUGAUCUAAAAGUUGCAGCCACCAUUUUGUUUAGGCGCAAAAGGCACCUGACCUCAGAAGAAGACCGGCAGGCCUCUCCAUUGUGGGCGGCUGGUGGAACACCAGUGGUCGCCCUGCAGAUGCGGGCGGCCCUGGGAAGCCCCCCUGCGCCUUUGCAGGCCCAUUCCCUGAGGGUAGUGGGCAACUGGAGCUGGAUCACACCGCAGCAGAGCUGCAGCCUCCUGCCACUGCCGCUGGGACCAGGGUGAGCCAGCAAGGCUGGCUGCACAAGGCCGGAGAACCCAGCACCAGGCCUGCAGGGCACAUAAAUAUGGAGGGUUCCCCAGGGGAGGUGAUUUCCCAUUCUUCCCCUCUGGAAGAGGCUGUUGCAGGGCCUUCAGGGGUACCGUCCCCCAUCAGAAAGAGGGCUGCCCCUCCUCCCAAAGCUGGGCCUUCUCAAAAAGCCUCUAAGGCAUCACAACUGGCAGAAGAGCCCUGGAUCGUGAAUUUGCCAGAGCUCAGAAGGAGGCUGAGAAAUAGCUUCCCAAAUUACUGUGCAGGUCCAAGUCCAUUCUCUGCCCUCUGAAGAGGUUUCUGUCUCUCCUGAUCCUCUUCUGCCCCAGGAGUUGUCCACUGAUAGCGGGGAGGAAGGUGUGAUCAUUCCCGACUCCCCCAGGGGCAGUUUGUGCCAGGCUGUGACUGAUACUCCCACCGUUGGGAUCCAUCCGGGGUCUCAACCUGACAUGGCCGCCAUAAUUUCUAAGGCCAUUCGCCAGGGCAUAGCGGCUAGUAUAGCAAUAGCCAUAGCAGUUAGACUUAUAUACCGCUUCAUAGGGCUUUCAGCCCUCUCU